Arvicanthis niloticus (Nile rat) is the source of this 1666-nucleotide messenger RNA. Lineage: Eukaryota; Metazoa; Chordata; Mammalia; Rodentia; Muridae. The record is from RefSeq and is a predicted model, not a curated record.
GGGGGUUGGUGGGCAUGGUAGGGGUAGCGACGGACCCUAGACAUAGGGAGGGCUCUCAGGGCCUGUCUUGCUCUCCUCAUGCCCACACUUGUGUUGGUUCUAUAACCAGUGGCUACGAGAAACUGACGUCUAUUGGACCCACUCAAUUGUGGGGUCCAGAAGGUCAGCAAUCAAUCUUUGGAAUCCAGAGAUUCCGCACCAGUGGUUUAGGUAACAACGGUCAUCAUGCUUAAAGCUGUGAUCCUCAUUGGAGGCCCCCAGAAGGGGACUCGCUUCAGGCCUUUGUCUUUUGAGGUGCCCAAACCGCUGUUUCCCGUGGCAGGUGUCCCUAUGAUCCAGCACCACAUAGAAGCCUGUGCCCAGGUCCCUGGGAUGCAGGAGAUUCUACUCAUUGGCUUCUACCAGCCUGAUGAGGCUCUCACCCAGUUCCUAGAAGCUGCCCAGCAGGAGUUUAACCUUCCAGUCAGGUACCUGCAGGAGUUUGCUCCCCUUGGCACAGGGGGUGGCCUCUACCAUUUUCGGGACCAGAUCCUAGCUGGGGCGCCUGAGGCCUUCUUCGUGCUCAAUGCUGACGUCUGCUCUGACUUCCCCUUGAGUGCCAUGUUGGAUGCUCACAGGCGCCAGCGCCACCCUUUCUUACUCCUUGGCACCACGGCUAACAGGACACAAUCCCUCAACUACGGCUGCAUCGUUGAGAACCCACAGACGCAUGAGGUCCUGCACUAUGUGGAGAAACCCAGCACCUUUAUCAGUGACAUCAUCAACUGUGGCAUCUACCUUUUCUCCCCAGAAGCCCUGAAGCCUCUCCGGGAUGUUUUCCAGCGUAAUCAGCAGGAUGGGCAACUGGAGGAGUCUUCAGGCUCAUGGCCUGGUGCAGGGACCAUCCGACUAGAGCAGGAUGUAUUCUCGGCCCUGGCUGGGCAGGGCCAAAUCUAUGUGCACCUCACUGAUGGUAUCUGGAGCCAGAUCAAGUCUGCAGGCUCAGCCCUUUAUGCCUCACGCCUCUAUCUGGGGCGAUACCAGAUCACUCACCCAGAACGGCUAGCCAGACACACUCCAGGGGGCCCACGAAUCAGAGGAAAUGUUUACAUCCAUCCAACUGCUAAAGUGGCCCCAUCAGCUGUGCUGGGCCCCAAUGUCUCCAUUGGGAAGGGGGUGACCAUAGGCGAGGGUGUGCGUCUGCGAGAGAGCAUUGUCCUCCACGGAGCCACUUUGCAGGAACACACCUGUGUCCUUCACAGCAUUGUGGGCUGGGGGAGCACUGUGGGGCGCUGGGCCCGCGUAGAGGGGACUCCCAAUGACCCCAAUCCCAAUGACCCCCGAGCUCGCAUGGACAGUGAGAGCCUCUUCAAAGAUGGAAAGCUGCUUCCUGCCAUCACUAUCCUGGGCUGCCGAGUACGGAUCCCUGCUGAGGUGCUCAUCCUGAACUCCAUUGUUCUACCACAUAAGGAGCUAAGUCGAAGCUUCACCAACCAAAUCAUCCUGUGAGGACACUGCCAAAAGGCCCCCAGGACUCCCGCCCACUCUCCUUUGGGCUGCUGCCUGCCUGGCCAGCUCUGUCCAGAAAGGACCUGAGGAAGCCACCUUGUAGGGAGCCAUGUGUGUGGCCAGGGACACCUGGCCUCCCUCCCCACUCCCAAAUAAACCCCAGUGAACCUUGGAGCCA